AUGUAUAAUUGGGCAUCAUGUACAACGCCUUCGAACUCGGGCCCAGGUACAUAUGAAUCUGUGAAGCCAACUAGGAAGAAAAAUCAGUCAAAGAACCCAUUUACAUUUGGUUCUUCUUUUAAUCCAAAUCCUAUCCCAGGAAAAGAUGCUCCUCCUGUUGGGAAUUAUAAUCCGCAAGAUAAAAUACAGCAUGAAGUCCCAAAAUAUUCAUUUUCAAAAUCUAAAAGAGUGAUUUUUGACAUUUCAAAAAAUCCGUCACCGACAGCUUACAGUCAUAUGGAAACAUGGACUCUGAAAGAAAAAAUGCCAUCUCGAAUUGUUCCUCCUCGCCCAGACCACAAAAUUUUCACUUCUCUUUCAAAUCCAAACAAAAUUGAAGAAGGAAUUCGCAACACAUCAUUCAUUCCAUCUCGCGGAUCAGAGUGGCUUGGUCCUGGUACAUACAAUCAAUACCAAUUCGAAAACAAAUUUCAUCCAAAAUACACGCUAUCAAUAGAAAAAUCAAGACCAAUCUCUUCAAUGAAUACACAUACUAAAAAUGAUGAUCCUGGUCCAGGAUCUUACGAUAUUAUUUGCAGAUCAACGAAAAUUCCACAUUGUUUUGGAGAAUAUUCUCAGAACGAAGUUAAGCAACACAAAGAGAAAAGCCAUUUUUACUCCGGACCAACACCAUGGGCGUUUGCUGCGGCAGAAAAAAGUUCUGCGUUUAAAUCAAAGUCAGAAAGAUUUCCAAAGCAGCCUGUAGAUGAUAAUCCUGGCCCUGGAGCAUAUUUUGCUGCUCAGCAAUCUUCAAAAUUGCCAAUAAAAUCAUUUUCUACACUUCCAACAACAAUCCACUCUCCUCUUCAAUUUAGCGCAAUGGUAACACCUGGAAAUACUUCGAGAACUAUUCCAUAUCGUAAUAUUCUUGUACGGAGCACUUCUACCUCACUUGAUCUGGAAAAUGAAAAUAAAUUUUCUGUAAUAACCAGAACUUUGAACGGAGAGAGACGAAUUAGCCUGAACAACAGAGAAGAAAAUGAAUAUCUGAUGGUUGAAUCAGAAGCACAAACAAUCAGAAGACCAAGACUGGUUCAAAAGUCAGAUUUAGAAUAA
Molecule: messenger RNA, 1095 nt
Organism: Trichomonas vaginalis G3
Lineage: Eukaryota; Parabasalia; Trichomonadida; Trichomonadidae
Product: sperm-tail PG-rich repeat-containing protein
Exons: 1
Coding region: 1-1095 (364 amino acids)
Source: RefSeq, a predicted model, not a curated record